Messenger RNA from Eutrema salsugineum, 1928 nucleotides. Its product is annotated as protein NRT1/ PTR FAMILY 4.5. The coding region runs from base 74 to 1816 and encodes 580 amino acids. Lineage: Eukaryota; Viridiplantae; Streptophyta; Magnoliopsida; Brassicales; Brassicaceae. Gene Ontology annotation, molecular function: transmembrane transporter activity. Gene Ontology annotation, biological process: transmembrane transport. Gene Ontology annotation, cellular component: membrane. The record is from RefSeq and is a predicted model, not a curated record. The transcript has 5 exons.
CCUUCUCACUUUCACUUAUAUAUCAAAGAUCUCCCUUGUAUCUCCUCCUCAAAGUUUGAGAGAAACGGAGAAAAUGGAAGUUGAAAUGCAAAGAGAAGACUCCAAAUGGGAAGGCUACGUCGACUGGAGGAAUAGAGCAGCCGUGAAAGGUCGUCAUGGCGGCAUGCUGGCCGCUUCCUUCGUCUUGGCGGUGGAGAUAUUGGAGAAUCUAGCGUUUUUAGCGAAUGCGAGCAACUUGGUCACAUAUCUUACGGAAUUCAUGCACUUGUCCGUGUCCAGAGCGGCUAGUGAAGUGAGCGCUUUCAUGGGCACAGCGUUCCUCCUCGCUCUUCUCGGUGGCUUCCUCUCCGACGCCUUCUUCUCCACUUUCAUCAUCUUCCUCAUCUCCGCCUUCAUCGAGUUUCUGGGACUAAUCCUGCUCACAAUCCAAGCCCGUCGUCCGUCCUUAAUGCCGCCGCCGUGCAAGAGCUCCGCCGCUUCACCAUGCAAAGCCGUCGGUGGUUCGAAGGCGGUGAUUCUAUUCGUGGGACUGUAUCUAGUGGCUCUUGGAGCCGGAGGGAUAAAAGGGUCAUUGCCGUCACACGGAGCAGAGCAAUUCGAUGAGAGUACGUCCAAAGGUCGAAAACAGAGAUCCACAUUCUUCAACUACUUUGUGUUCUGUCUCUCAUGUGGAGCACUCGUGGCCGUGACGUUCGUUGUGUGGCUCGAGGAAAACAUUGGCUGGGAAUGGGGAUUUGGUGUCUCCACUAUUUCCAUCUUUCUCUCUAUUCUCGUCUUUCUCUCUGGUUCGAGUUUUUAUAAGAACAAGAUCCCUCGUGGAAGUCCUCUUACCACAAUCUUGAAGGUUCUUCUUGCAGCUUCCAUAUUGGGUUGCUCGAGUAAAUCUUCGAGUAAUGCUGUUGUGAACUUCUCUGUGAGUCCAUCUAAUUACUUGGUUAGAGAAGAUCAAUCAGAAGAAGGAGAAAAGAGACAUUCUUCUCAGUCACUAACCAAUAGCUUGAGAUGUCUAAACAGAGCGGUGGAGGGCAAAACGGUCCAUAGUAUGCUAGAAUGCACGGUCCAACAAGUGGAAGACGUCAAGAUUGUGCUCAAAAUGCUUCCGAUAUUCGGCUGCACUAUAAUGCUCAGUUGCUGCUUAGCUCAGCUCUCCACUUUCUCUAUCCGCCAAGCUGCGUCGAUGGACAGAAAGAUCGGAAACCUAACGGUUCCUGCAGCUUCAUUACCCUUUUUUCCGGUCGUGUUCAUGUUGAUUCUUGCUCCGAUCUAUGACCAUCUGAUUAUCCCGUUCGUUAGAAGAGUAACCAAAUCAGAAAUGGGUAUAACUCAUAUGCAAAGAAUCGGUGUAGGCUUAGUCCUCUCCAUAUUAGCAAUGGCAGUGGCCGCUCUAGUCGAGGUAAAACGGAAGAGAGUUGCCACAGAAGCUGGAUUGCUUGACUCAAAAGAAACCUUACCAAUCACUUUCCUAUGGAUCGCACUUCAAUAUCUGUUUCUAGGAUCAGCUGAUCUAUUUACAUUAGCAGGAUUGCUAGAGUUUUUCUUCACAGAAGCACCUUCUUCAAUGAGAUCAUUGGCCACGUCGCUCUCAUGGGCUUCUUUGGCAAUGGGUUAUUAUCUAAACUCGGCGAUGGUGCUCAUUGUGAACCGUGUGACGGAGAGUGUAGGAAAAAGCCCUUGGCUCGGUGAAAAAAUUGGCAUCAACCGUUACAGAUUAGACUUGUUCUACUGGCUCAUUUGUUUUCUGAGUGUUGUUAACUUCUUGCACUAUCUCUUCUGGGCAAUGCGUUACAAGUACAUAUCAACUGGUGCCAGAAGCUGAUCUAAUGUACACUCUUUAGUUGAAUGGACUUCCAAUUCUGUUAGAAUGUUUGUGUUUUACUGUGAUCCCAAUUAUUUUCUAUAAGAAGUCUAUAUCCGUUACUAUAUUUUUC